GCUCAGUCGGUUUAUUAAGUAAAAAGUGCUACAGGUAGCUUUGUUACGUAAAAGUGACCACCCACCUGAAAAAAUGAAAGCUUUUAUUGUCCUCGCGCUUUUGUCUGUGGUGGUUGUUUUCGGCGCCGAAGAAAAGGAGAAAGAAAAAGCUGCUGUAGACACAGACCGGCCCAAGACCUUUAAGAGGUUGAUUCCUGCUGAUGUUCUUAGAGAUUUUCCUGGAAUGUGCUUUGCUUCAACCAAAUGUGCCACAGUAGAACCUGGCAAGACCUGGGAAUUAUUCCCCUUCUGUGGACGUUCCACCUGUGUGGUAUCUGAAGAUAAACCACCAAGACUUUUGGAAUUGGUUGAAGACUGUGGACCUCUUCCUCUUGCCAAUGACAAGUGCAAACUUGACGAAGAAAAAACCAACAAAACUGCACCUUUCCCAGCCUGUUGUCCUGAAUUCAAAUGCGAAGAAGGAGCCAAACUGGAAUAUCCCGAAAUUCCAACUGUAGCUCCAGUCCCCGAGGACUCCGCCGAAGUCAAGUCUACCACUGCAAAAUCAGCUUAAGCGGUUUUUAAUAGACAACACUUAUUUUCAAACUAAUGAUUUUGUUGCCUGUAAUAUAGUUUUUUUAUUUUUUUUCCGUGUAGUUUUGUCAAAUAUGUCAGAAAUAAAUUUUUUAUAAUUAUAUUUAUUUAGAGUAUAUAUUUAGCUUAAUUGUGAUAUUACAAUAAAUUGUUUGUAAAUUUAUUAUUUUAACAUAACAUUUUUGAUAAUAAAUGAAUAAUACACAUUGA
Anthonomus grandis grandis is the source of this 783-nucleotide messenger RNA. RefSeq lists its product as uncharacterized. Lineage: Eukaryota; Metazoa; Arthropoda; Insecta; Coleoptera; Curculionidae. The transcript has 3 exons. The record is from RefSeq and is a predicted model, not a curated record. Bases 74 to 553 code for a protein of 159 amino acids.